CCGUGUAAACGCAACAUGUGAAAUGUGUUUUUAGGUUUCUACUCAACCAAACGUGUUUUGAAGUUGACCAACUUUGUAUGAAUGUGUACAUAUGUGUCACUUCACAUUUUUCUUUGACGCUUUUACAACUUUUUCGUUCUAACUUUUUCGAAUUUGCUGAAACCUGAUUGGCUGUGUUGACAGACGCCUGCAAAAUGAGCUCUGAGGUGUGCCCAUUCUGCGGGAAAACGUACAAAAGAUUGAAGAGUCAUCUGCCACAUUGUAAGGCAGCAGUGAGCUCCAAAACACAUCCAACCAAACAUGAUGUCCCAGUGAAUCAGACAUCAUCUUCUCAGCUCACUGCAACUUUGUCCAAACCAGACUCGACACAGGCAUUGUCAAAAGAAACAAGUCCACAGUCAAAGAAGAGUAAAAAGAUGUCUCUGGCAUCAGCAGCAGAAACAACACAGCCAUCGCCCCCGAGUUCUGCAUCCCCUCCAACAUCAGCUAAGAAGAAGAAACCAAAGCUGUCCGAACAAAUAGCCAACUUUCCCAUAUCUACAACCACCUCCAUUACAUCCCCAUUGCAACAUCCAUCUCCCACCAUCUCUAAACGCAAAAAGCAGAGUCUCCGUGCUUUGAUAGAAGCAGAAAAAUUCCAACCGGUUUCUAAGGGAUCACUCGAGGGGACUAGAUUUGCCUCGGAAAACCUGCCCAAAACUAAUCCUGACAAAAACUCAAUAAAAGACAGGGCCAAGCCCACUAAUGUGAAGAAUUCAAAGAAGAAAAAGGCAACUGCACAAUCCUUUUCUACAGCAAAAGAUACCUCUACCUCUCUGGCCUCUAAAGAAGAUGUCAGGGACAACCUCUGGGUGGACACUGAAGGAAGAUUGGGGGAUUUAUCUGAGAAUGAGAUGUUUUUUAAAUCAGAAAGCGGUCACCAGGCCAGGAUUACCCUCAAGGGAGUUAAAGCCACGUUAGGCCGAGCUAAUGCAGCCCGUCAGUCCAGCAGCACAAGUAUCCUUAGCCGGAUUGAUACUGCAGAUGAUCCGAGCAGCAAAAUCAGUCUCAGUGCAGUUCCACUCCCAGCAGGGAAUAAAGUCAGCUGCUUGGUUACAAUGAAUACUCUGUCAGACCAGCCGCCUUGCACCUCUUCACAACAUACAGAGUUACAAUCAGUUAUGAGAAUAAGUUCAAAGUCUAAACAAUUAUCGUUAAUACCCCUGCAACAGUUAAAGCUAACAUCCCCUGCAGCUCUCCUCUCUCCUGGCCCUCUACCGUCUCAGACGAGCAAAGACACGUCCCCUUCACAUACAGUCGGUAUGCAUGAGGGGAUGAAGGUACCAGGACUCAUUUCAAUGUCAUCAUCACUCACAAGGUUUUCCCACCCUCUGACGGCACUGAGGUGUGGCACAUCGAGAGCUGAUGAUGGUUUGAAGUUGCGGUACGAGGUCAGGAACCAAAACACUGCUGAUGGAACUAAAGGUGGUCUGACAGAGCGGAGUCUUGGACAGGUGCGAUUGAGGGAGUUGCCUCAGUGGCUGGCCUACAAAACCCCCCGCCAUCCUAAAGAUGUAGUGAAAAUGGUGACAGGAGGCUGGCAGUGGUAUAACAACAAGUAUUUUCAAGUGAAGAAAGGUGGAAUAGGUGGCCUGAACAUGUUGUUAGCAGGAUACUGUGUGGUCAGCUACAUCUGGAGUUACUCACAUAUAAAGCGUGAUCGCUGGAGGAAGUACCACUGAUGUCAGGGGAGGAUGUUAGGACAAGCUUGACUCCGUAUAAGAAAACCUCAACUUUGUUCAGCACUUUUUAGGCAUCUAUUUUCUUUAUAGUAAUAUAUUUAGCCCAGAUCCAAACAUUUCUACAUAAUGUAUUGAAGCUCGACCUCAGUCAGUCUAUUCUGUUUUCAUCUUUGACUCUAAACAGGAAACUACAAACAGCAGUUAGUUAGCUUAGCAUGAAGACUGGAAACAAGGACAAACAGCUAGCCUGGCUCUUUGAAACUGCUAAUCCACCUACCAGCCCCUUUACCCUGUAUCUUUAAUCAAAUUAGUUUUAUCCUUAAAAUAAAAUUUCUGUGGUUGUAUGCUUUUGCCAACCACUCAAGUUGCAUUUUACUUUAAUGUCUUUCCAAAAUUUCAUAAUUUUGUCCUAUUAGAUAUUUCUGUGAAAUUUGUAUAAUUAGCGUAUGACUUUGUGAGUUAUGGCCACAGAUGUAUUUUAUAACGUCACAGUGACCUUUAACCUUUGACCACAAAAGUCUGAUCAGUUCAUCCUCGAGUCAAAGUGGAAGUUUGUGCCAAAUUUGAAGAAAUUCCCUCCAGGCGUUCCUGAGAUAAUGUUAUUCACGACAAUGGGGCAGACAACCCAAAAAACAUGAUACCUCUGGUCACGGCCGUUUAGACUGGCUGUUUCUAGGCUUUAUGCUAAGCUAACCAGUUGUUGGCCGUAGCCCUGUAUUAAAGACAGUAAGGAAUUAGGUAUUCAUAAUCUUAUUUAAUUCUUGACCAGGAAGGGAAUAAGUUAUUUACCCAAAAUGUAGAACUAUUCCUUUACAACCCGAGGGGUAUAAAUUCUGAUAGUAGCAGUUUAAUUCAACUUGAUAUGAAGUGAAAGCUGUUUGCACUGCAUCAAAUUAUUUAUUUACUUACAUAUGAUUGUAUUAUUUAAAGGUAGUUUAAUUCGUAUCUUGUUUUACUUUGAGAAGGAAGAUUGUUCUAAAGAACUGCUGAAUAUUUAUUUUUACUGUGAGUCCCACUGUGUUUCCAAAGGGCUCCACUAGGUGUCAUUGUUGUGUUUUGUUACUAAAACCAAAAGGGCUUGGCAGUCAAAUGUUUGCUAUGCAGAGUUUUCUUAGCUCCUUUGUGCAGAGGCAAUGGGGCUUGGGUCCAUGAGGGGAUUAAGGGAACCAAUAGAUUUUUUAACUUGAUUAUAAUCUUGCUCUGGCAGUGGAGAUUUAGAUAAAAAGGAACAUGUCCUGAAACUGCGGAAAGAUCUUAUCUAGGCUAACAAAUGUGUUUUUCUUUUGGAAAUGCUUCCCCUGUCACAUGAUGUUAUUAUGCAUGCUUAGUCUGUCGGUGCCUGUAUGUGAACACUCACAGAAUAGUAAUGGAGGGACGCUGAAGGAGGAUCUAGUCUGGACUGCAGUGUAUUGUUAUUGUAUUCAAAAUGGAUUUAUUGUUGACUCUCUUUGCUGCUGUAGUGAACACACAUUAGCUACAAAUGAUGAAAUGACAGUAUUUUUAUAAUGAUUUUUUCUGGACUCCACUUCAUAGCCAACACAAUAAAAAAUA
Molecule: messenger RNA, 3272 nt
Organism: Eleginops maclovinus (Patagonian blennie)
Lineage: Eukaryota; Metazoa; Chordata; Actinopteri; Perciformes; Eleginopidae
Exons: 5
Coding region: 195-1721 (508 amino acids)
Biological process (GO): proton motive force-driven mitochondrial ATP synthesis
Molecular function (GO): proton-transporting ATP synthase activity, rotational mechanism
Source: RefSeq, a predicted model, not a curated record